UCAAAACUAAACGCUCACAAUUUGAUGCGGUUUGAGAAGUUUUUGUUUCUCCAGGUAAAAUUCAACAUUCAUCAUUAAAUCGGGUUAAAAGGCGUCAAAAACAUCUAUAGUUCUCUUCCGUGUGUGCUCAGGCACUAAUUUUUUGCCAAAAUGACGAUCGGCAAAAAUAAUAAAAUGAUUCAGCUCCUGAACUACAGGGUGCGAAUCGUUUUGCAAGACUCACGUACUUUCAUCGGAACAUUCAAGGCCUUCGACAAACACAUGAACCUCAUCCUGGGAGAUUGCGAAGAGUUCAGAAAGAUCAAACCGAAAAAUACCAAACUGCCAGAGCGAGAGGAAAAGCGUGUCCUGGGUUUCGUGUUGUUACGUGGCGGGAACAUUGUGUCGCUGACCAUUGAAGGUCCCCCGCCACCGGAAGAGGGUCUUCCGCGAGUACCGAUUCCGGGUGGUGCCGGUGGUCCAGGCAUGGGACGUGUGACGGGUCGAGGCAUGCCCGCCAACAUUGCCGGUGUUCCGGCUGGGCUGCAGGGACCGGUACGCGGUGUUGGUGGUCCUUCGCAGCAGCAUAUGGCACCGGUCGGUCGGGGUCAGCAAGUGUCCGCCCCACCACAGAUGCGUCCAAUGAUUCCGGGAGGUCCUCCGCCAGGUAUGAUGCCAGGCGCUGGUCUCAAUCCAAUGGCAGGGAUGGGCCGGGGAGCUCCACCACCGAUGCGAGGUCCGCCACCCGGUAUGAUGCGCGGUGGUCCUCCGCCUAGACCAUACUAAGCGCUUCAUUGCCCGCAUACAAAAACUAGAAUUUAGCGUCUUUCCCAACAUUACAAACAAAAUUGCGGAACCUCUGAUUAUCCUCAAAAAUGUAACUCUUCUACAUUGUGUAUUGAUGUAAGGAAUAAAGCGAAUACAUUUCUUAAGCGAAAAUAUUUACUUCACAGUUUU
Anopheles coustani is the source of this 936-nucleotide messenger RNA. It is a transcript of the gene SmB, whose product is annotated as small nuclear ribonucleoprotein-associated protein B. The transcript has 2 exons. The coding region runs from base 151 to 765 and encodes 204 amino acids. Gene Ontology annotation, cellular component: catalytic step 2 spliceosome; U2-type prespliceosome; U1 snRNP. The record is from RefSeq and is a predicted model, not a curated record. Gene Ontology annotation, biological process: mRNA splicing, via spliceosome. Gene Ontology annotation, molecular function: RNA binding. Lineage: Eukaryota; Metazoa; Arthropoda; Insecta; Diptera; Culicidae.